Molecule: messenger RNA, 897 nt
Organism: Anthostomella pinea
Lineage: Eukaryota; Fungi; Ascomycota; Sordariomycetes; Xylariales; Xylariaceae
Source: the annotation of a GenBank genome assembly
AUGGGUGGUGACCCAGGAGCAAACGUCGAGGCUGUCGCCAACUUCACCAAGAAGACCCACAACGACACUUAUGCGUUCAUCUCGCCGAAGCAGGGAGACCUUUCCGGCAGGUCGGUGUUCAUCACAGGAGCGUCGAAGGGCAUUGGACGGGAGACGGCUCUCAGCUACGCCAGAGCCGGCUGCGGCAAGAUUGCCAUCGGGGCACGGUCCGAUCUCUCGAGCCUGGCGACCGAGAUCAAGGAAGCCGCGAGCAAUGCCGGCCUCAAGACUGUGCCCAAGGUCCUCAGCAUCAAGAUCGAUGUCACCUCUGAGGACAGCGUCAAGAGUGCGGCCGACACCAUCACGAAGGAGUUCGGCGGAGCGUUGGACGUACUCGUCUGCAACGCUGGCUACCUGGAGGAAUGGCACCCCAUUGGCGAGUCGAAGCCGGACGACUGGUGGAGGACGUACGAGAUCAACGUCAGGGGUGUCUACCUGUGCAGCCGAUACUUCAUCCCGCUGCUGUUGAGAGGCAUCAGAAAGACCUGCAUCAUCACAUCCAGCGUCGGCGCUCUGCUAAUCUCGCCCGAAGCGUCGGCAUAUCAGACCACCAAGUUUGCCGUGUGUCGCCUGGCGGAGUUCAUGGCGGCCGAGUACAAGGACAAGGAGCUGGUGUGUAUCGCUAUUCACCCCGGAGGGGUGAAAACCGAGCUGGCGUACAAUAUGCCGGAGUAUAUGCAUAAAGCCCUGGUAGACGAACCUCAGCUAGCAGCAGACACCAUCGCAUGGCUAGGCAAGGAGCACAGGCCUUGGCUGAGUGGGCGAUAUGUGACGGUGAAAUGGGAUAUGGGAGAGCUCGAGGCCCGGAAGGAUGAAAUUGUGAAGGGUGAUCUGCUCAAGUUCCGGUUGACGUGUUAA